Molecule: messenger RNA, 551 nt
Organism: Ostrinia nubilalis (European corn borer)
Lineage: Eukaryota; Metazoa; Arthropoda; Insecta; Lepidoptera; Crambidae
Product: protein transport protein Sec61 subunit gamma
Exons: 3
Coding region: 114-320 (68 amino acids)
Biological process (GO): protein targeting; post-translational protein targeting to membrane, translocation
Cellular component (GO): membrane; Ssh1 translocon complex
Molecular function (GO): transmembrane protein transporter activity
Source: RefSeq, a predicted model, not a curated record
GAGACGUGGCUGACGUUUCGUGUUGUGUCAUUUCAUUUGUCGCCGCAAUUUCUUUCUACGUGCUCAUUUUCGAUCAUUUGCUCUGUAUUUUAUUUAGAACACAGUGAUUUAAAAUGGAUCAAAUCGCCAAGUUUGUGGAACCAGGCAAGCAGUUUGCCAAGGAUUCCAUCAGAUUAGUGAGAAGAUGUACCAAGCCUGACAGGAAAGAAUUCCAAAAGAUUGCCAUCGCUACAGCUAUUGGUUUCUGCAUCAUGGGUUUCAUUGGAUUCUUCGUAAAGCUGAUACACAUUCCAAUCAACAACAUCAUUGUAGGAUCGUAAACUGUAGUUCAUAGCUAGUUUAGAUUUAAUUCUUACCUGUAAGCCUGCACCUAAGUUAAUUCUCAACUACACAUUUUCAUUUUAUUAUACCUAGAAUAUAAAAUAUUUCAUUUUAUACAAAACUGUUUUAUUGUUCUAAUCAGAGAAACUAAAUAUGUUGAUAAUUGUUUAUGUAUACCAGUAAUUUACAGAAUAUUAAAAUAUAAAUGUAAUAGGACAUGUCAAAAAUAA